GUGAUAUACUCUUAGAAUUCGAUGGCUGAAAUAAGUUGGUACCAAUCGAAUGGAAAAUGUUUGAGCGGAUUUUCGAUGAUGAGCGAAAAAACUAUACAUCUAUGCUCAUUGGCUGAUGUCCAGCUCAGAUUCUUAUGUCCAGAAGACCUAGACGAAGUGCGGGCUCUGUGUCAAGACUGGUUUCCUAUAGAAUAUCCUUUCUAUUGGUAUGAAGAGAUCACUUCAAGUAACAGCCGAUUUUAUUCUUUAGCGGCAAUUUACAGACACCAAAUCAUAGGCCUUAUUGUGGCAGAAAUCAAAUCACAUUCAUGUUUAAAUGACGAAGAUGCUGGAAUAUUGGCCAAAUGUUUCUCAGACUGUGAAGUUGCAUAUAUAUUAUCAUUGGGUGUCCUUAAAGAAUAUCGUAGAAAUGGAAUUGCAACCUUACUGUUAGAUUCCCUGUUAAAGAAUGUGACAACCCCUGAAAGGAAAAAAGUAAAGGCUGUAUUUUUACAUGUGUUGACAACGAAUUCAGCUGCCAUUAUGUUUUAUGAACAAAGAAAAUUUAGACUACACAAUUUUCUGCCUUAUUACUAUUCUAUCAAGGGUAAAUGCAAAGAUGGUUUUAUGUAUGUAUUAUACAUAAAUGAAGGACAUCCGCCAUGGACUAUUUAUGAUUACCUGAAAUUUAUGUGUGGAAGGGUUUUCAAGGGUGCCAGCUUCCUACCUUGGAUGCUUUUCAACAUGAACAAAGCAUUAGGGUGGCUGUGGAAGAAUAAGCAUGGACCACAAAUCAAUGGUCGUUAAACACUAGUCGAUUUAUUUUAAAUAGGAAGAACUUUCUUUGUUAUUUAUGAUUAACAUAAACACAGAAAAAUUUUAUUUUUGUUGAAUCUUAUAAGAUUUUUAGUGCAAGAUAAUUUUUGGGAUUCAAGAAGCCAAAGAAAAAUCAAAGGAUUGUAUGCAUUAACAAUUUGGAAUUUUAUUGAAAGCUUUAAAUAAAAGCUUUUUGUUUAUUUAAGAAAAUGAUCAUAUUGGUUGGUAUGAGUAAAAAGAUGAUUUCUUCACAAUGUGGCUCUGGCAAAUUUGAAAUAUGCAAGACUUUCAUAGCGCUGGUUGCCUGAAAAAUAUUGAUAUUUCCUUAAUUAAUAUUUAUUUUGUUAAGCAUCCACUAAUGUUCCUAAAGAUGCUGGACCAUAUCAGACAGUGAAAACCAUAUAGCUAUUAGACAAUAUAGUGGCCAUUCAGUGCAAUUUGCAUUUUGUGCUCUUAUUUUUUAAAUAAUGAUCUCAACUCACGGUUUAAAUUUAUUAGAAUCGGGGCAUAUUUUGCGAAAAUUUUGGCAUAGUUAACUAAAACCUAUCGGGUUCCAAUUGCAAAUCCUUAUCGAUUGAAAGCACAUUUCAAACUGAUUUGCAGAAGCUCAUGCGCAACAUAGACACGCCUUCCAUAUACCUAAUAGCUAUAAGUUGUAAAGUUAACAUUAAACUAUUUAAAAUUUGGGCUAGGACAAAGUUUUUAAAUACAGGGUCACAUGAAUUUAAUAUAAUUUAGGAAACACUUAUUGCCAUUCAGGUAAAUAAUUUCAUCCUCUUUGUGGUUGUUUUUUUAUUUGUGUAACUAGUGCCAAAAAAUUUAAUGCUUUGUGCAACAUGCACAUGGCGCACAUUACUGUUUGUUGAUCGUAUUAAAAUUAUCAGCUUUAGCACAAACUAUUGACAUUUUAAAUCAAAAUAAUUACCGAGAUUCUCACUUGCAGAUAAUGAGAUUUAAAUUGAUCAGAAUUAAAGUAAAAGAAAUGUCAGUAUUAAACUCCAAAAUAUAAGGAAUACUUGAUUGUUCGUUAAAGGUAUACACACUCAAAUUGCAAGAAAAAAUGUUCUUUAGAUCACACUCAAUCAAUCAAUGUAAUAUCAAAGUAUUUUUCGUGCAAAAAGUAAAACUUUUGUAUGUGUGAAAACUUUUUGAAUUAAAUCGCAAAAAAAUAUUUUUUGUUAUCUUAUAAAAUUAUUUAUAAUUAUUGUGCUUUUACAUCACAGUGUAUACCUCAGUGGCAACCAUUCUGUCAAAAAAGAGAUGGUGUAUUGAUUUUUGCUAUUUGGUUUGAUCUUUAUAUUUUCCGCUACCAAAAUAACCAAAAAAUUAUUUUAUCAUUUUGUUUUGGUUACCAAGCCAGGUUUGUGAUAGUGUCUAACUUUAACUUUACAUAAUAUUAAGGUUAAUCGCAAUCCAUUAUUUCUUGAAUGUUUUGUAUACCUCAAAUGCCCAAAAAUUAUGGAAAUUUUUAGAUUUAUUUUAUUUUUAAUGUGGUGUUUCUUAUAACAGUUAUUGUUGACUGGUUUGCUCAUUAAACACUCGUUCCUUUUAAAGGAAACACCAUAAACAGAUUGGGUGUAUGAAAAUUUAUCUCCAGAAAUGGUAUGCCAAAGAAAAUUUUAAAGAAUUCAAUUGCAAUGUUUUAAACAUGUUGGGUGUGUAUGAAAACUGAUUUUUUUCUUAUGAAUAGGGUUCCUACCAAAGGUGCUACUCUGCAGAUGUACAAGCUUAAACCAAACGAACUUUGCAUUGUCAUUGUAUUAAAAGCUGGUUUUUAAAUUUUCAUACACCGAUAUUUUCCCACUAGUGCAUAAUUGCAUGAAUUGUUUCUUUUCUUUUUAUUUAUUUUAUAUAGUAUGUUACAACUUUACAAAUAUUACAGUAUUACCAGUAAA
Cylas formicarius (sweet potato weevil) is the source of this 2690-nucleotide messenger RNA. RefSeq names its product N-alpha-acetyltransferase 60. The record is from RefSeq and is a predicted model, not a curated record. The transcript is spliced from 5 exons. Gene Ontology annotation, cellular component: Golgi membrane. Lineage: Eukaryota; Metazoa; Arthropoda; Insecta; Coleoptera; Brentidae. Gene Ontology annotation, molecular function: protein-N-terminal amino-acid acetyltransferase activity; histone acetyltransferase activity. Gene Ontology annotation, biological process: N-terminal peptidyl-methionine acetylation. The coding region runs from base 22 to 786 and encodes 254 amino acids.